Molecule: messenger RNA, 342 nt
Organism: Penicillium antarcticum
Lineage: Eukaryota; Fungi; Ascomycota; Eurotiomycetes; Eurotiales; Aspergillaceae
Exons: 1
Coding region: 1-342 (113 amino acids)
Source: RefSeq, a predicted model, not a curated record
AUGCUCUGCGGCAUCGCAGUUUCACGCUUAUCCCUCUUUGUCGCAACUGCUGCAAACACAUUGGCAAUUUCGACCACCCGGUAUACUGCACCAAUCCCCAAAUCAAUGAAGGUCAUCGAUACCCGCCAAGAACUGAACAAUAUGGCAGGGGAGUACCCACUCGGCUACCUGGAUGAACGAAAUGGAGGGUAUUACCUCGUAAACUUCGAUCAUAGCACGUUGGCCGUUACCUCGGACUCCUUGUGUGAAGAACUUGAUGCCGUGAGCGAAGAAGCUGAGCGGUAUCUUGAAUUUACUCAGAGGGUUGUUAUGAGCGAGCAAAGCUGCUGCGCUUUAAAAUGA